Molecule: messenger RNA, 3015 nt
Organism: Epithele typhae
Lineage: Eukaryota; Fungi; Basidiomycota; Agaricomycetes; Polyporales; Epitheliaceae
Product: PLP-dependent transferase
Exons: 11
Coding region: 1-3015 (1004 amino acids)
Biological process (GO): carboxylic acid metabolic process
Molecular function (GO): pyridoxal phosphate binding; carbon-carbon lyase activity
Source: RefSeq, a predicted model, not a curated record
AUGCAGCGGUCAGUCCAGGACCCCCAUUUCCACGAAAAAGUGUCGGCAUGGUUCCUCGGCCCCCGCGCCGAGAACUUCGACCUCCUCAAGGAGCUCUUCGAGGGGGCCCUCGAUAUGCACGCCAAUACACGCAAGGAAUAUCACCCCGAAGAUGGGGAAUUUAUCACCAGUGCGAUCAAAGCGUCGUCCGAGUUCGAGCUCGCCGUCGACAAGCUCCGCACCCACAUCAGACUCGUCACCGAGGGCCUCAACGGCUGGUCCGUCCCGUUCUUUUCAGGACGGUACAUGGGCCACAUGGACAUGGAGACGUCAAUGCCUUCGAUUCUCGGAUGGAUGAUCACCAUCUUGUUUAACCCCAACAACGUGGCGUACGAAGCGAGCCCCAUCACGACCGUCAUCGAGCUCGAAGUGGGGAAGCAGCUGUCCGCGAUGCUGGGAUACAAAACCGAGAACAUCGAGCCAGGCGAGCCCGAACCGUGGGGCCAUAUCGCAGCGGAUGGCACGCUCGCCAACAUGGAGUCCAUGUGGGCAGCACGGAACCUCAAGUUCUACCCACUCUCGCUUCACGCUGCGAUGACGCAGGGCGACAAGCCGCUCGGGUUCAUCGCCGAUGACUUCAAGAUCCCCGGCACGGACGAGCUCUUCCGCGAUCUCGAUGCGUGGCAACUACUCAACCUCUCCCCGAGUGUCAUCCUCGGUCUCCCGGACGACCUUCAGAACCAGUACAGCAUCACGUCAGACUUCCUCACAGCCGCGCUCUCACCGUACCUCGUUCAAACGGCAGGCAAGGAGGAGCUCAGGGAGAUCUACAAGAUCACCGAUGAGCCGUUGUACUUGGUCCCUAGCACGAAGCACUACUCCUGGCCCAAGGCUGCCGCUUUGGUCGGUAUCGGCUCCAAGAACUGCGCCAACGUACCCGUCGACACCAAUGCUCGCAUGAACAUCUCCUCGCUCCGCACACUACUCCAAGAGUGUCUCGACACGAAGCGUGCCGUCUACUCGAUCGUCGCCGUGAUCGGCUCGACUGAGGAGGGCGCCGUAGACCCGCUCGACGAGAUGGUUAAGCUCCGGGAUGAGUUCGCGGCGAAGGGGCUCUCCUUCAUCGUGCACGCAGACGCCGCCUGGGGCGGGUACUUCGCGUCCAUGAUCCGCGACGAGCCGCCGCUGGCGGGGCACGAGCCUAUGGAGGGCACCCCGAGGGAGGACCCGCCACGCGAGUUCGUGCCGAGCAUGACGAUGCGGCGGAGCAGCAUCACCCAGUUCGAGGCGCUCUGCGGGGCGGACUCGAUCACGAUCGACCCGCACAAGGCGGGGUACGUCCCGUACCCUGCUGGCGGAUUGUGCUACAAGGACGGGCGGAUGCGGUACUUGCUCACGUGGUCGGCGCCAUACCUCGCGCAGAACACGGAGGGCGAGAGCAUCGGGAUCUACGGCAUCGAGGGCAGCAAGCCUGGGGCGCCCGCGGUUGCCUGCUACCUCCACAACACCAUCACAGGCCUUCACAAGAAUGGCCACGGUGCGCUCCUGGGAGAGGCCACUUUCACCUGCCGCCGAUUCGCCUCGCACUGGUCCGCCAUGUCCGACGACGAGACCCCCUUCAUCGUCGAGCCGUUCAACGCGCUCAAGGAUCCAAGCGAGAAGCAGUUCAUCCGCGAGCGCAUCUUCGGCAAGACGAACGAGGAGAUCGUGGCGGACAAGGUGGCGUUCCAGUGUUUGUGCACGCUCGGCUCGGACCUCAACAUCAACGCGUUCGCGUGCAACUUCCGCAUUGACGGCCGGGUGAACGACGACGUCGAGGAGGCCAACUACCUCAACAAGCGCGUCUUCGACCGGCUCUCGAUCACGCGCCCACACAUCGACCCGAAGACCGUGCCGUUGUUCCUGACGGCGACGACGUUCGCGCUGGAGGACUACGGGGAGUGCGUCGUGGACUUCCAACGCCGACUUGGUCUCGAGACGGAGUCCGGGCAGGACUUGUUCCUCCUGCGCAACGUGGUCAUGUCGCCCUUCCAGAGCGCCGGAGACUUUGUUCAGAAACUCGCCGACAUUUUCCAAGGCGUCCUCGAGGAAGAGACCAAGAACGUCGUGGCGCGCAACACCGUCUCGAACCAGGUGCACAGCUUCCUCAUGCAGGGCGAGGACGACCCAUACCUCGUCUACCGCCCCAACUUCUACCACGCGAAUGGUCGCCAGCAGCUGAUCGUGCGCACGACGUUCGCCGACGACGCCGGGCGCGAGCAAUACAAGCAGGCGCGGGCCCUUUACCCCGAUGCCUACUUCCAGUUCAACAGUGUGGAGACUACCAUCGAAGACAUCCUCACCAAGAUGGAGGUGGAGGGUACCGUGGAGCCGCAAGGUGUCCCGACGACCGGGGACGCUAUCCUCGUCACGCUCACAAUCACCGACGUGCUCAAGAACCGGCCCCUCAACUCACGCUACCGCGACGGCGCGUACCCCGCGUCCUACACCCCGUUCUACCUCUACGGCACCCCAGAGCAGAUCUACGUGGACCACAUCCUCGUCCGCGCCCCGAACGCGCAGAUCACGGCCCUCGACCCGGUCGCCCUCAGCGUCCAGCCGGCGCUCACCGCCGAGCAGCUCGCCCGCGGCGUGAUCGCGCACGCCGCCCGCCCCGAGGCGGCCAUGCAGCCGUUCGGCACGGGCAACACGGUCUUCGUGCCCGGCGCGACGUUCGCCGUCGAGGUGUUCGAGGACCCGAACGGCGCGGCGGCGCACGGGCCCGGGCUCGCGCAGGGCGGGAGCAAGAUCGCGGAGGGCACGCUCGGGCUGGGCGCCGCGGUGUUCUACGACGGCGUGGCGUUGAACGAGCUGGAGGACGCGGCGGCGCCUAGCGGGAGGGCGCUCUCGUCGGCGGCCACGUCGAGGUUCGCGCGGCCGCAGAAGCAGCAGUGGACGGACGCGGUUAAGAACCAUCUCCGCGUCGCCCGCGUGGACGGUGCCCCUCCGCCUCCCCGGGCGGGACACAAGGGCCGCGGCAAGGGCCGCGGCGACUGA